AUGAGGAGAUGAUGAGUAAAUGAAUGAACAUUUUAUUUUCAUGUAAUUUCAUCAUCAUAGGCGUUAAAAUUCUCUCAAAAACAUGCCGAUAAAUAAGUUCUUGCCACGAUCCAUGCAAGAUGCAACGUGCCAUGAACAUUCCCUAGAAAUAGAAUAAAACAGAGGAUUCAGUGGAAGAUCUUAAAAAUAAAUUUCUCUUCCACUCGGGCCAUUGACUAAAAGCAUAAGAAAAAAAUAUCAUAUCCUUCUUCUGGUGAGGUCUUUUUCAUUAAGAUAGCACAAUAAUUCACCCACCGCCUUAAUACAUGCCAUUCUGGUUCAUGGUAGGCACGUUGAAAAACACGCAUCUCUCAACAGAAGCUUAAAGACGGCGUUUUCAGACUGCAAACACCCAUUAAAUAAACAGAAAAUCCCUUUAGUCCCAAGUUAUCCACACCACUAUAUAUAAGAAUUAAUAACAAUUCCAAUAGACACAACAAGCAUAUAAGUUGAGAGGGGCUCUUGUAUAAAAAAACAUCUUAUAAGCCAAUACUAGAAAUGGCAGGCUGGUGCUCAAGUGAAGCCGCAACACGAGUUCGUGUGCGCGUGCGUUCUCGUGUUCGAGUCCGUUCACCUUCUCAGAGUCAGAAGUACUCGAAAACACCAAGCUUCACCAAAGCAAAAGAAAAGUCAAAGCUUCCACACGAAAAAAAUGAAUUCGGCUUCAAUAGUUACUUGCCCGAGUCCGAAAAUGGGAAUCGAGUGAUGGUUGUGGUUGAUUCGAGUCCAGAAGCCACAGGGGCUCUUGAGUGGGCACUCUCUCACACUGUUCAAAGCCAGGACACUAUCAUUCUUUUGCAUGUUGCCAAAAAAGAUGAAAAGACUGGCGACGAAAUCAGUAAACGAGCAUACAAUAUUUUACGCCCCAUAAAAAAUGCGUGCCAACUGAAAAGGCCUGAGGUGCAAGUCGAGAUGGUCGUCCGAGAAGGAAAGGAAAAGGGAGCAGUUAUUGUUGAGACAGCAAAAAGACUUAAGGCAUCACUGCUUGUCCUAGGACACAAAAAAAGAUCAUUUUUUAGGCGCUUUCAGAUGAUUUGGGGUAGCAAGAAAAGAACCCAUAAUAGGGUUGUGGACUACUGCAUCCAAAAUGCUAAUUGCAUGACAAUAGCCGUGCGAAGGAAAAACAAGAAACACGGAGGAUAUUUGAUCACCACAAAACGUCACAAGAACUUUUGGCUCCUGGCCUAG
This is a messenger RNA of Striga asiatica, 1227 nucleotides long. The record is from the annotation of a GenBank genome assembly. NCBI's taxonomy places the organism in Eukaryota, Viridiplantae, Streptophyta, Magnoliopsida, Lamiales, Orobanchaceae.